UUUUAUCUCUUUCUGCAGGGCCACGAGGACAGAUUCACAGUUUAUGUUCAUUCAUCUGAGGAAAAACCAGUGCGUGUAAGCCCCUACUUUGUUGGUCGAGACAUUCCGAGUGAGAAAGUGGUCUGGGGAGAAUUUUCCAUGGUUGAAGCAGAGAGGAGGCUUUUGGCAAAUGCACUUACGGACCCUGAUAACCAACAGUUUGUGUUGCUUUCUGAUAGUUGUGUACCCCUGCAUAACUUCAACUAUGUGUAUCGCUAUCUAAUGUAUACAAAUGUCAGCUUUAUUGAUUGUUUCAUUGAUCCUGGUCAACAUGGAACUGGGAGGUAUUCAGAGCACAUGUUGCCUGAAGUUGAAAAGAAGGAUUUUCGGAAGGCUUCACAGUGGUUUUCCAUGAAGCGGCAGCAUGCUAUCAUGGUUAUGGCUGACAGUCUUUACUAUAGGAAAUUCAGGCUUUUCUGCAAGCCAAAUAUGGACGGCCGCAACUGCUAUUCUGAUGAGCAUUAUUUGCCAACUCUUUUUAAUAUGUUUGAUCCCAAUGGAAUUGCAAAUUGGUCUGUAACACAUGUUGAUUGGUCCGAAGAAAAAUGGCAUCCCAAAACAUAUAGGGCUCAAGAUAUUACUUAUGAGCUCCUAAAGAACAUUACAUCCAUUGACAAGAGCAUACAUGUCACUAGUGAUGCAAAGAAGAGUGUAUUGGUCACACCUUGUUCGUGGAAUGGGAUGAAAAGGCCUUGUUUUCUAUUUGGCAGAAAGUUCCAUCCUGAGACUCUGGAUAAAUUGCUGCAGAUUUUCUCCAAUUAUACAACAGUUUAAGCCUUUUCUCCAUCAACAUUAUUGUUUGCUCGUGUGCUGUCACCCCGGUUUUCUGUUUAAUUUUUUUUUUUUUUUUUUUUUUGAGAAAGAGUUUUCUGUUUAAAUUGAUGGAUUUUUAUCUUUAUUUCCACUUUAUUUCCAUUUUGGUUACUAUUUAAAUUAAUGGAUUCUUAUCUUUGGCCGUGAAAGAAGUUAUAUGUGGACAAUGGUCAGCAGCCAUGCACAUGA
Molecule: messenger RNA, 1041 nt
Organism: Quercus lobata
Lineage: Eukaryota; Viridiplantae; Streptophyta; Magnoliopsida; Fagales; Fagaceae
Product: glycosyltransferase BC10-like
Exons: 9
Cellular component (GO): membrane
Molecular function (GO): glycosyltransferase activity
Source: RefSeq, a predicted model, not a curated record